CGCCCCGGCGGACGCGGCGAGGAGGCUUGGAAAAGCCGGCGCCGGAGUUAGAACUGGCGCAACCUCGGACUCGCCGCGGAGGGCCGGCGUCCCCGGGGCCGGGCCCGCGGCCGCGAGGGGAGCGGCUCUGGACCACGCCAUGGUGAAGAAUGUUCCGGAAAGGCAAAAAACGGCACAGCAGCAGCAGUUCCCAGAGCAGUGAGAUCAGUACCAAGAGCAAGUCUGUGGAUUCCAGCCUUGGGGGCCUUUCUCGGUCCAGCACUGUGGCCAGCCUCGACACAGACUCCACUAAGAGCUCGGGACAGAGCAACAGUAAUCUAGAUACCUGUGCAGAAUUUCGAAUAAAAUAUGUCGGUGCCAUUGAAAAACUGAAAUUCUCUGAGGGAAAAAGCCUUGAGGGACCCCUAGACCUGAUAAACUAUAUAGAUGUUGCCCAGCAAGAUGGAAAGUUGCCUUUUGUUCCCCUGGAGGAAGAAUUUAUUAUGGGAGUUUCCAAGUACGGUAUCAAAGUGUCAACGUCAGAUCAGUAUGACGUCCUGCACAGGCACGCUCUGUACCUGAUCAUCCGCAUGGUGUGCUACGAUGACGGCCUGGGGGCCGGGAGGAGCCUGCUGGCCCUGAAGACCACAGAUGCAAGCAACGAAGAGUUCAGCCUGUGGGUCUAUCAGUGCAACAGCCUGGAACAAGCACAAGCCAUCUGCAAAGUUUUAUCCACGGCUUUUGACUCUGUACUAACAUCGGAGAAGCCGUGAAUGCUGCAGCAGUGGAAGUCGACUUCAUCUGAAGGGCGCGCUGUUUCCUACCAGUGGUUCCCAGCCUGCAGUGCUGAGCCGUCGCGGACAGAUGAAGGAGUCCUUGGUCCUGCAUUUCCUGAAGAGAGUGCAAUGUAGAAGGCUGGUCAUUCACUUUUGUAUUAAAAUGUGUUGUAUCCGGCAGUGA
This is a messenger RNA of Lepus europaeus (European hare), 939 nucleotides long. It is a transcript of the gene ITGB1BP1, whose product is annotated as integrin subunit beta 1 binding protein 1. Bases 150 to 752 code for a protein of 200 amino acids. Gene Ontology annotation, cellular component: ruffle; cytoskeleton; lamellipodium. The record is from RefSeq and is a predicted model, not a curated record. NCBI's taxonomy places the organism in Eukaryota, Metazoa, Chordata, Mammalia, Lagomorpha, Leporidae. Gene Ontology annotation, biological process: negative regulation of substrate adhesion-dependent cell spreading; negative regulation of focal adhesion assembly. The transcript has 7 exons. Gene Ontology annotation, molecular function: integrin binding.